AUGGACCCCCUCCCGGAGUACUCUCUGUUCCUGGUCCGGAUCCUGGAUGAGUUGGACACAAAGCACAACACCAUGUCCUACCAGGACCUGUGUAAGUCCCUGUGCGCUCGCUUCGACCUGGUGCAGCUGGCAAAGCUCCGCAGCCUGCUGUUCUACACCGCCUGCCUGGACCCCGCCUUUCCAGCCACCCUCUUCAAGGACAAGAUGCGCUGCUCCAUGGAGGACCCACAGUCCAAGAAGCUCAUGGUGGCAGCAGACAUCGUCACCAUGUUCAACUUGAUCCAGAUGAAUGGAGGCAUGGUCAAAGACAAGCUCCCCUUAGCACACAGAGGCAAGUUCCACAAGAACCAGUCGUUGGAGCUGUGCAGGUCUGAUGAUGACUCCUAUAAGUUUCAGGACUGUGACAGGGGGCUUGGUUAUGAGCACAUAGAUCACCCCAGAGCUGGACACCAUCACCACCACCAACACCAACAUCAACCUACCAAGCAGCACCCUGUGCCUCAGAGCAUCACCCCCUCCGCUGACUGCAAGACCUGCCAACCGUUCAUCCCCUCCUCGGACCCUAACUUCCUUCUUGGCGUCAACAAGGACCUGAAAUGUAGAGCAGCGUCUCUGGACAAGCUGCACCACCUGCCCCAGUACUCCAGCAGCAGCCCGCCCUCUCCCCCAUGUGACAUAGAGAGCACCUACUUCCCCAUGGAUAUGGACAGCGAGUGCACCACCGACCAGGAGUCCCUGCAGCACAUGGGCCAUCCAGAGCCCUUCUCUGUCCACUCCUGCAUCCAGAAGAGGACCGUCUUCAAGGAGGACUUCCACAACUUCGUGGCCUUCUCCCCACAGGUGAAUCCCAGUAAAAGCAAGCAGGGCAGCAAGGCUGCUGAAGGCUACCACAAGAGGGAGCUGCACAAACCUACUACCUUCUUCAACCACAGCUUUGAACUGCCCUACAGUAACCCCUACUUUGAGCCAACACUCAACUCUCCUCUUCAGGACAGGAGGAGGGUGAAGCAUGAGAGCCUGGACGACUUACAGGCCUCCACAUACUUUGGUCCCACUACGGUCUCUGAGAGCAUCAGCAGCAGGAAGCACAGGAACAAAGCAGGGAAGCAGCCGUCAUGGCCAGUGAAAAGCCUCAGUCUCAACACAGAAGAGGGGCCUCCAGAACUUGAAAGAUCCUUUCUGAACAGCAGACCACUUAAAGAAAACCACCAUUGCAAUGUCCCCAUUAGAAGAACUGACAAUGAGCAGCAUUUUCAGAGCCCAAAGGAAAAGGUGGUAGCUUCUCCUUCAGGGUUUGCAAAGAAAAGUGAAGGAAUAAAAACCAAGGACGUAGCACUGAUGACGAGUGGGCCGGUGGGUUUGGAGAAAAGAGAAGUAGCCAAAAGGUUCAGGGACAAAAACAGUCCGUCUUUUCCGGGAGUGGACAGCUCCUUUAGUGUUGGGACUCAAACAGAGCAGGCUGAGAAGAAGAAGGGGAAAGAAUACCAAACGAAGUACAGUGACAGAGAGAGGCACGCCUUCAAACACUGUGAGGAGGACUCUGAGAUCGUCAGCGAUGACAUAAGUGAUAUUUUCCGUUUUCUGGAUGAUAUGAGUGUUUGUGACUCAUUGGGAGUUGUCCAAUCCUCAUGCUACAACAGCAAUGGCUCCCUCUCUCAGGUAACGCUGAAGUCUGAAGGCGACAGCUCCCCUGAACGCAACACGGUCAAACUAGCCAAGUCCAAGCUGGACCGCCUCUUCCAUUCGCUGGAAAACACAGACGAUGAGCUCAAAUCCAGCGUGUGCAAGCUGGUCACGAGGAUCGGUGAGAUUGAGAAGAAGCUGGAGGGUCUGUCGGGGGUCCGCAGUGAAAUCUCCCAGGUGCUUUCCAAACUCAACAAGCUGGACGAGAAGAUCCAGGAGCCUGAGGCCAACGGGAGACAUGGGGAUACGGCGUCAACAUCUGGAACCAAGGCCACCCCGGACAAGUUGCACCCCAACCCUCAUCCACAUCCCGACAUCACCCUCUCACCUCGAGUUUUCCAGUGCCACACCACCGGUCACAACGUUAAAGUGGACAAGAGCCCCUCAGCGGAGUGGGGCUGCUCGGAUGGGAACAGCGAUAGCCUCAGGGUUAAAGCUCUGAGGAAGAGCAUGUUCACCAGGAGGUCAUCCCGCUCCCUCAACGAGGAGAACAGUGCUACUGAGUCAAAGGUCGCCAGCAUCACCAACUCUCCCCGGGACUGGAGGACAGUGUCCUACUCCUGCCACCCUGGAGACGAGGGCCAGGACAGACAGCGGAAAGUCAAAGAGGCAGAACGAGAGCGUCAGUACGAGUUCCCCCAGGCCCACCGCCCGUCUAAGCCGCCGAAGGAGUCCUAUCUGAGCGAACAGGUUUUCUCUCCGCACCCCUUCACCCCCUCCAUCAAGGCCCAUGUGAAAGGCAGCCCCCUGUACACAGACCUGAGGAUCAGCAGCCUGUCGGAAGGGCCAAGGGGCCAGCCGUCCUGGACCCUCGAGGAGUUCAAACGCAACUCAGGAGAGAAGGGGAAGCAGCUCACCGCUCUGGACCUGCAGACACAGGAGUCCCUCAACCCCAACAACCUGGAGUACUGGAUGGAGGAUGUGUACACCCCAGGCUACGACUCGCUGCUCAAGAGGAAGGAGGCGGAGUUCAGGAGGGCCCGGGUGUGUAAGAUCGCAGCGCUGAUCGCAGCAGCUACCUGCACUGUGAUCCUGGUCAUCGUGGUUCCAAUUUGCACCAUGAAAACAUGACAGUACCAGGAUGGAGGAACCCUUCUAAUUUAUGAAACACUUUAACUGCUGCCCCCUGUGGACGGGGUCAGUGUGCAGUGGAUUUACUGACAAAAUGAUGUUAGGGUUGGACAAUGUCAGCUGGAGGUUUUUGUUUUUAAUUCAGUUCUUAUUCUGGAGGUCCUUUUGUGCCAAUAUUAACAUAAUUAGGACAUCUAUUGUACAAUAGACAUGAAAUCAGCAAGUGCACCAUAUAUAAAUAUACUGUAUAUCUAUUGGUUUACCAGUUGUAGUCGAUUGUAUUGUUAUAAACUCUGCCGGACAGUUUGAAGGUCAUUGAUCUCUUUAUUUAGCAUCUUUGCCGCAGAUUAACUGAAAUGAAAUUGUUACUGUAGCCAGCGUAACAUUUUUUAUUUUCGUAUAAUUACUGAAAGCCGUAUUCUGAUCAAAGUUAUUUUUAUGAAUUAUCGGGUUGAAUGUGAGGUUUUAUUUUAUUGUUAUUUUUCAAUAACAGCAAGCAUUUAAAGUUAUGAAACACUUUUUUCUAACUUAAGAUAUAUUGUACAAGUACUUCAGUUGAAAUAUAUAAUAUAUGAAUAUGAUAGGUAUACUUGUACAUAGAUUGCAGACAAAGUAUGACUAAGCAACCGAACUGAAUGUAUUGAUAACUAUAUCCUGUUCACUUGGAAAGCAAUGAGUUGAGAAGAUACUUGAAUGUUGCUGCCGUCUCUUUUUCUGAGUUAUAACCAGCCAACAGCACACUGCUCCUCCACACACCGUGGAUAUGAUCUGUUCUUUGCAAGAGUAUGCUCAGUGGCGUCUCAUCAGAAAACACCUUUUCCUCCAUGUUAACCCAUAUGAGUGUGUGUUAGAUUAACCAGGGACCCUCAGAGUUUACCUAUGUUGGAUGACCCAGAUUUCUUCUUCAUCAGAUCAUCAGACAGGAGCCACACAGGAUUAUCCACUACUUCAAUACAUUUGGUCCAAAAUUGCUCAUGUUCAUAUUUUCCCCCCCUAAAGUCUUAAUAUGUAAAAAAUGAAUAUGCUCACUAGGUUAAGUACCAGACUGAAAGAGUCCUCUCCUGCUGAUGUUCAGCUGUAUAUCAGUAUGUAGUGUCUCUACUUUAAAGAGUCCUCUCCUGCUGAUGUUCAGGUGUAUAUCAGUAUGUAGUGUCUCUACUUUAAAGAGUCCUCUCCUGCUGAUGUUCAGGUGUAUAUCAGUAUGUAGUGUCUCUACUUUAAAGAGUCCUCUCCUGCUGAUGUUCAGCUGUAUAUCAGUAUGUAGUGUCUCUACUUUAAAGAGUCCUCUCCUGCUGAUAUUCAGGUGUAUAUCAGUAUCUAACGUCUCUACUUUAAAGAGUCCUCUCCUGCUGAUGUUCAGGUGUAUAUCAGUAUGUAGUGUCUGUACUUUAAAGAGUCCUCUCCUGCUGAUGUUCAGGUGUAUAUCAGUAUGUAGUGUCUCUCCUUUAAAGAGUCCUCUCCUGGUGAUGUUCAGGUGUAUAUCAGUAUGUAGUGUCUCUACUUUAAAGAGUCCUCUCCUGCUGAUGUUCAGGUGUAUAUCAGUAUGUAGUGUCUCUACUUUAAAGAGUCCUCUCCUGCUGAUG
Messenger RNA from Eleginops maclovinus (Patagonian blennie), 4337 nucleotides. RefSeq names its product membrane integral NOTCH2 associated receptor 1 (gene minar1). The transcript has 4 exons. NCBI's taxonomy places the organism in Eukaryota, Metazoa, Chordata, Actinopteri, Perciformes, Eleginopidae. Bases 1 to 2754 code for a protein of 917 amino acids. The record is from RefSeq and is a predicted model, not a curated record. Gene Ontology annotation, biological process: negative regulation of cell population proliferation; negative regulation of TOR signaling. Gene Ontology annotation, cellular component: plasma membrane.